AUGGCAGUGGCGCCGUGCAGCACUUCAGACAUCAUGCUGAGUAACCACCGCAGCGCGACCGUCAAUACUCCCUACGUCUGCCUUAAGGGUUGCGGCAUCACGCGUCUUGACACCCUCCUCUCGUCUUUUGCUCAACUGCGCCACAUGCUUUCGCUCGACCUCAGUGAUAACUACAUUUCAUGUCUCCCGUUUGGGGAUGAUCUUGCUGCAUGUAUGCCACAGCUGCGCUCCCUCGAUCUCUCUGGGAAUCCGCUGAAGCUCUGCCAUGAAGUCAUUGAGAGUCUACGGCACCUCCGUGAAUUGCACUCCCUCCGCCUCUCACUGCCUGAUGCAGGGGCGGUUUUGUGGCUCUCCCAAUCCCUUCCGCAACUGCGCGUCAUCAAUGGGGUGGAAGUAGUCUCUUCUAGCGGAAGUGGUGAGAUAGGUGCAGCAGAGGCAGUGGAUUUUUCGCCUGUCGUACCACCUGCAGGCUUCAGUGAGCGGUUAUUGGGCAAUUGGGAUGUGGAGGGAACACCACUCAAUAUAUACUGCCGCCUGCGGAGAAGCAUUCGAACACUCCGGUGGAUGCAUGAUGCCUCGAGCGAUGAGGCUGAAGCAGAUAAGGAAAAGGUGUAUGCCGCAUUUAAUGCGAUGCAGGCAGCACAGCACGUCUCAAGUAUCGUUCCCACAGCACCCGCGCCCCACAAGGCAGAGCAGCAAUUGUUCAAGCAUCUCUUUCUCGAGGCGGUGAAAACAACUGAAAUGGCUACCUGUGCUGGUAGCAACGAUCCGCAGAGACUCAAAGGACUCCUUGGGACUACGGCGCAUGUGAUGCAGGAGCUGUAUGGUUGCUACACUCGGCUUGCGCCCCCGCUGGGAAUGCCAGAAAAUCAAAAUCAGAAAACGAAGUUUCAGAAGCAGCUGAGAAAUGUUACAACUAUGCCAGAAACCGAAUCUGGCUUCAUCAAUAUGAAACAGCAGCGCUUGUCUCUGCUUUCACUUCUCUCUCUCGUCCAAAAGAUGGUCCGGCGGAAGCAGUGUAGGGAAACAGAGUUGCGCAGGGGAAUACCGUGGAAUGGAUGCUGUUAUUACGAGACAAUGCAGCGGCACAUGUUUUUUUUCUUUGCGGAGCAGUAUCCUCGCGCAACAGAGGUAGAAAUCUCUGCGCAUAUCACAGAAUUCACGGAUACCCUCCACUACUAUGCGAACGUGGAAAAGUGCGUGGAAGCGUAUGUCUUUGCGCAGGUGCUUGACAACAAGAUUGAGGAAUCAUACUGGUCGGUGUUUGAGUCGUUGUGUACGACCAUCAGUGAUGUUAUUAAACGCGUUGCUCUUCCCGACUUUGCUGAACGUGAUGUGGACAGGGCGCGAGACACGCAACUUGGCAAAUAUGACAGAUACGAGUGGCAAGAGAUGUGGCUGCGUCACUGCGCCCACCACGGAUUCCUCUCUAAGGAGCAUGUCUUCUGUAUCAUUGACACAUUGAUUCCCGAAACACAUCGAAAUACGACGCUACAUAUCGACUUGGUGGAAACCGCUGCUUCCCUGAUUGCUGCCACAGGCAAGGACAACGGCAAGGACGGUUAUCAAGGUCCUAUUGUCUCGGUUGGUUGUCUUCUUUGCAGUCUGAGUAGAGUAUUUGUGAAGCAUCAUGAACACUCCAUCUAUCCUAUUGUGCAGGCUUUUCAUACUGUUUCUGAUAUGGAAUCAGCCGGCAUUGUGACCGUAGGGCAGCUCCGCGAUCUCCUGCAGCUGCUCGAUUCCCCGGUGGCCGUCACACCGAAUCUCUUCGAACAAAUGCAAUCAGCGGCAAGUGGCACGUUAAGCGAUGCCCCUCUGACGUUCUCCGCAGUGGUGGAGGCGACGCGACGGUUGGUGCGCGGGCAUUCUUUAUCUGUAUAG
Messenger RNA from Trypanosoma grayi, 1881 nucleotides. RefSeq lists its product as hypothetical. The record is from RefSeq and is a predicted model, not a curated record. The transcript has a single exon. Bases 1 to 1881 code for a protein of 626 amino acids. Lineage: Eukaryota; Euglenozoa; Kinetoplastea; Trypanosomatida; Trypanosomatidae.